AUGUCGGUCACUGCUUAUGCUGCAAAAUUUGGCGAGCUAGCUAAGUUCUAUCAGCAUUAUGGUGGACCAAAUGAAGAAUUCUCGAAAUGCAUCAAGUUUGAGAAUGGAUUGCGCCCAAAGAUCAAGAAGGCUAUUAGCUAUCAGAAGAUUCGAGUAUUUUCUGAUUUGGUGGAUAGUUGCCUAAUAUAUGAGGAAGACAACACUGCUUACUAUAAGAUAAUCAGUGAGAAGAGGAAUAAGACCCACCAGAACCAUGGCAAGCCGUAUGAUGCUCCUGCUGGCAAGGGUAAACCGGAAGUUGCUGAAGGCCGUCAGGGCCAGAGAUAUAGUGGGGGAGAUACUCCUGCUAAUGUGACUUGUUUCAAGUGUGGGAAACCUGCGCAUAAGAGUAAUGUGUGCACUGCCGAAGUGAAGAGGUGUUUUCGCUGCAGAAAACUUGGGCAUGCACAGUCGAAGUGCAAGCACAAAGAGGUGAUUUGCUUCAACUAUGGCGAGGAGGGACACAUUAGUGGUCUGUGUCAGAAACCGAAGAAGGCGCAAAUCGGUGGAAAAGUGUUCACGUUGGUUGGGGACUCAGACAAUUAA
Molecule: messenger RNA, 585 nt
Organism: Vicia villosa (hairy vetch)
Lineage: Eukaryota; Viridiplantae; Streptophyta; Magnoliopsida; Fabales; Fabaceae
Exons: 1
Coding region: 1-585 (194 amino acids)
Molecular function (GO): nucleic acid binding; zinc ion binding
Source: RefSeq, a predicted model, not a curated record